GGGCGGUUCAGGCGAAACCGAGUUCACGCCGAGUGGAGUACGGCAGUUUGUGUCAGACCACGGAGCUCGGAAGAUGCUCCCGGUUGUUCACGUGACGGGUGGACCACCCUCGUCGCGACGGCGGCGUCGCGCGACGUUCCCGCUCGGUACCGCGGCUUCGUACGUCCCCGGGGUAACCGGCGACGCGAGAGAUACCGGUGCCGGUAAGAUCGGCGGAUCAACAUCCACUGCCAAGAUGAUGACCAUGGCCUUAACCGUCCUCUUGGUCCUGGUGCCUGCGGCGUACCCGGACAAGAUUUCCAUUGGUGCCAUUUUUGAGCAAGGUACCGACGAGGUACAGUCCGCCUUCAAGUUCGCCAUGCUCAAUCACAACCAGAACACUACAACUCGCAAGUUUGAGCUGCAAGCCUUCGUGGAUGUAAUUAAUACCGCGGAUGCCUACAAGCUCUCCCGCCUCAUCUGCAGCCAAUUCAGCAGAGGCGUGUUCUCGAUGCUGGGCGCCGUGAGUCCAGACUCGUUCGAUACGCUGCAUUCCUACAGCAACACCUUCCAGAUGCCGUUCGUGACACCCUGGUUUCCCGAGAAGGUCCUGACUCCGUCCUCGGGUCUCUUGGACUUCGCCAUAAGUAUGCGACCGGAUUACCAUCGCGCCAUCAUCGAUACGGUGCGAUACUACGGCUGGAAGAAAAUCAUCUACCUCUACGACUCCCACGACGGUAAGUCCUUUACCCUCCGGCUCUCUCAUGCAUUUCUCAUUUUACAGCGCGUAGCCGCCGCGGGGCUGCGCCGCGCUCGCGCUGCAGCUCGCGCCUUUUCUUCGGCCCUCCUCCUCCCCCGACCGAUAUUUCUCUUUUUAUUGUAUCCGCCAAGUAGGCUCGGUCUCCCGUGGCCAACUUUGCCGAUAACGCAGACAGGAGCUUAUCGAGUGGAUUCGCCGACUUUCGCGGCGAACAAGAGCGCGCACGCUCGCCAGUCCAGGCUCCGACCUUGCGGCGGAAAUAAUUCCUCACCGUCGAGCGUUUCGCUUCGCGGCGAACGUGACGCGUCGACGGAAACGACGCGACGACGACGAUUUCGUGCGACGUCGAAUUUUGCACACGGAGACGCAAGAAUUGUCGCAAGGAGAGAGGAUUCGCACGCGCGCGCGCACGCGAUGACUCCUUCGACGCUCGAACGUGGUUACCGAGAGCACGCGAGCGGAAUAACGAUCGAGCCAUUCGCGAUUAUGAGGCAUGGUUGCGGCCAACACCUGCUCGCGCUACAUUGCUCGCGAGCGAAUUACAUCACGGCGAAAUUACUUCUCCCCGUUUAACUACUCGUAUCCCGCUGUUGCCUCUUCUUUCCUGCCGAGUCGUCGUCGUCGUUGUCGUCGCUGUCGUCAUUGAGGCCGCGUAAUUCCCGAGCGAUUCGGCGGAACUACACGCAUAUAUAUA
This is a messenger RNA of Harpegnathos saltator (Jerdon's jumping ant), 1433 nucleotides long. RefSeq names its product Glutamate receptor IB (gene GluRIB). The transcript has 4 exons. Bases 74 to 1312 code for a protein of 412 amino acids. The record is from RefSeq and is a predicted model, not a curated record. NCBI's taxonomy places the organism in Eukaryota, Metazoa, Arthropoda, Insecta, Hymenoptera, Formicidae.